Verticillium nonalfalfae is the source of this 1512-nucleotide messenger RNA. It is a transcript of the gene ACL2, whose product is annotated as glutathione synthetase ATP-binding domain-like protein. Gene Ontology annotation, cellular component: succinate-CoA ligase complex. NCBI's taxonomy places the organism in Eukaryota, Fungi, Ascomycota, Sordariomycetes, Glomerellales, Plectosphaerellaceae. Gene Ontology annotation, biological process: succinyl-CoA metabolic process; tricarboxylic acid cycle. The coding region runs from base 1 to 1512 and encodes 503 amino acids. The transcript has 4 exons. The record is from RefSeq and is a predicted model, not a curated record. Gene Ontology annotation, molecular function: succinate-CoA ligase (ADP-forming) activity.
AUGGCCGGCAAGUUCCCCCCCUCGUCCAGGUUCUGCCGCGCGCGAGCCGUUGCGUCCAAGAGCAUCUUCGAGGCCGACGGCAAGGCCAUCCUCAACUACCACCUCACCAGGAGCCCCGUCGUCAAGGACACUCCUCUUCCCAAGCCGACCAAGCACAACCCUCCCCCCAGACUCGCUUCUCUGCACUUCCCCGAGGAUGCCAACGUCAACGACAUCCUCGACCAGGCCGAGGUCACCUACCCCUGGCUCCUCCAGUCCGGCGCCAAGUUCGUCGCGAAGCCUGAUCAGCUGAUCAAGAGGCGAGGCAAGAGCGGUCUUCUGGCCCUCAACAAGACCUGGCCCGAGGCCAAGGCUUGGGUCGCCGAGCGUGCGGGCAAGGAGCAGCAGGUCGAGCACGUCACUGGUGUUCUGCGCCAGUUCCUCGUCGAGCCGUUCGUUCCUCACCCCCAGGACACCGAGUACUACAUCAACAUCAUGAGCGUUCGUGAGGGCGACUGGAUUCUCUUCACUCACGAGGGUGGUGUCGAUGUUGGUGAUGUUGAUGAGAAGGCCGAGAAGAUCCUCAUUCCUGUCGACCUCUCUGAAUACCCCUCCAACGAGGAAAUCGCCAGCACUCUGCUCAAGAAGGUCCCCAAGGGUGUGCACAACGUCCUUGUCGACUUCAUCAGCCGCCUGUACGCUGUCUACGUCGAAUGCAACUUCACCUACCUCGAGAUCAACCCCCUCGUCGUUAUCCCUAACGAGGAUGCCACUUCCGCUACCGUUCACUUCCUUGAUCUUGCUGCCAAGAUUGAUCAGACUGCCGACUUUGAGUGCGGUGUCAAGUGGGCCAUUGCCCGCUCACCGGCUGCUCUGGGCCUCACCAACGUCGCCGGCGGCGAGAAGGUCAACAUCGAUGCCGGCCCCCCUCUGGACUUCCCUGCUCCCUUCGGCCGUGAGCUGACCAAGGAGGAGGCUUACAUCGCCGACCUUGAUGCCAAGACGGGUGCUUCCCUUAAGCUCACCGUCCUCAACGCGACGGGCCGUAUCUGGACCCUUGUCGCCGGUGGUGGUGCUUCCGUCGUCUACGCUGAUGCCAUUGCGUCGGCCGGUUUCGCCGACCAGCUCGCCAACUACGGCGAGUACUCCGGUGCCCCUACCGAGUCCCAGACCUACCACUACGCCCGCACCGUCCUCGACCUCAUGCUCCGUGCCCCUGUCGCCAAGGAGGGCAAGGUCCUGUUCAUCGGUGGUGGUAUUGCCAACUUCACCAACGUUGCCAGCACAUUCAAGGGUGUCAUCCGCGCGCUGCGCGAGUUCGCGACCACCCUGAACGAGCACAACGUCCAGAUCUGGGUCCGUCGUGCCGGUCCCAACUACCAAGAGGGUCUCAAGAACAUGAAGGCUGCCACCCAGGAGCUCGGCCUGAACGCCAAGAUCUUCGGCCCCGAGAUGCACGUUUCCGGCAUCGUCCCCCUGGCGCUGAUUCCUGGCAAGUGGGAGGCCAGCGGCGCCAAGGAGUUUGUUGCUUAA